Daldinia decipiens is the source of this 1629-nucleotide messenger RNA. Its product is annotated as putative O-methyltransferase. Gene Ontology annotation, molecular function: O-methyltransferase activity. The record is from RefSeq and is a predicted model, not a curated record. Lineage: Eukaryota; Fungi; Ascomycota; Sordariomycetes; Xylariales; Hypoxylaceae. The coding region runs from base 145 to 1470 and encodes 441 amino acids. The transcript is spliced from 4 exons.
GACGCAAGCCACUGCAUAAAAAGGCGCAACUCGGUGUAUUUCGAACUUGGGGUACCAGUGCCUCAUUACCUUAGAAACUUACAACAAUACGACAUUCUUUAAUCCUCAAACUUCCUUUCUAACUAUAUCAACAAGCACAAUAAAAUGGAAGCCAAACAAACAGCAUCGAAGGGAUCAUUUACAGAGCUCGCAUUAGAAAUCUUAGAUCUUGCUUUGAAGUUAGAUAGCCAACUUGCAUCUCAGGGUCGAAAACAGACUACCUUUGAGUUUGAUACUCUCCGGGGUCUUCCUGUGGAAAUUAAUGCUACGAGGGAGGAGUUCAUCAACAAAACGCAGACCGCAAAGCGGCUUGCUCUAGGCGCGGGUGGCAUUCUUCGAGAAUUAGUAUUCCAGUUCACCGAUGAGAUGACCCUGCGCGCUAUCUACGAUUUCCGUCUUGCUCAGCAUGUACCCCUUAAUGAGCCAGCAACAUUUGAAGAGAUAGCGCAAGCAAGCGAACUAGACUCACCUAUAGUAGAACGUAUCUUACGACAUGCAAUGACCAAUCAUAUAUUCAGCGAAGCACCUGGUGAGCCCUCAGGACGUGUCGUACAUACUGCAGCUUCCCGUCUAUUGGCAACAAACCCAGAUGCUCUAGCUGCAGUCGGUAUGCUAGUAAAGGACUUCGCGCCUAUUUCUGUCCACGUGAACGAAGCUAUUAUCCACUGGCGCGACCUGCCAGCUAGCGAGCGCGAUGAACCAACACAGGCCGCCACGGCACUACUGCAUGGCCCCGGACAAACAUAUUUCGGGUUGCUAAAAAAGGACGAAGCGCGUGCGGCACGUUUCGCGGGGGGGAUGCAAUAUUUCGCCGAGGGCACAGAGGAGGACGUUAAACUCCUGUUAGCUGGCUACCCGUGGAAUAUUCUUGAUAGACAAGGGGCUAUACUGGUAGAUAUCGGCGGAGGAACAGGUGGUCCCGCGCGUGUCCUCGCCGCCGGUACCCAUCAUCUUCAAGUGGUUGUCCAAGACCUUCCUGGACCGACGACUAAGGGUGCUCAGACGUUGCUACCUACACUUGCGUCUCGUGUUGUUUUCGAGGCGCACGACUUUUUCGAGCCCCAGCCUCGCCGGGAUGUAGAUGCUUUCUAUCUUCGCUGGAUUUUACAUAAUUGGAGUGACAAGAAUGCACUGCGAAUUUUGAAGGCACUGGUACCGGGGAUGAAGCACGGAACAAGAGUGAUAAUUAACGAGUAUGUCCUCAAAGGUGGUCCAGAAACCAGGUUCACCAGAAAACAUCAUCGGAACUUGGACCUCCUAAUGCUUGCUGUAUGGAAUGCCAAGGAACGAACGGAGGCCAAGUGGAAAGAGAUCAUUGAAGCUGUGGACUCUCGGCUUCGAUUCAAAGGCACCCGGAAGAUUGAAGGAAGUGUACUAUGCAUUAUUGAAGCAGUAUGGGAGGAGCCUUCCACGAAGUUUGUGGACAAAUAAGGUCAAGGCCUCGCCCAUUUUGGUGAGGCGUAAAGUGAAUUAUGAUUUUUAAUUAGCUUAGUAGAUGUGAUUUGAUGAAUUUCUACGUGACACUUUACCAUAUAUUGCAGAUAAUUGGCAGUGCUAUCAGCUAGACCUACAAGAUACACACAGCUAUAC